Pelobates fuscus (common spadefoot toad) is the source of this 489-nucleotide messenger RNA. Its product is annotated as interleukin-20-like. The record is from RefSeq and is a predicted model, not a curated record. The transcript is spliced from 5 exons. NCBI's taxonomy places the organism in Eukaryota, Metazoa, Chordata, Amphibia, Anura, Pelobatidae. Bases 1 to 489 code for a protein of 162 amino acids.
AUGGUUCUAAUGGUUCUGUUGGUAAAAAUUCCAAACACAGUAGGAAAUGAACAAAAUCUGUGUCCAAUCUCAGAAGACAUUCACGAAAUUAGAAGACAUUUUAAAUCCAUCAAAGACACAUUGCACAGCAAAGACAAGAUUACAGAUGUCAUUUUGCUGAAAGCCAACAAAUUGAACAAUAUCCAGUCCUCCGAGAAAUGCUGCUUCCUUCUUGAACUGGGACGCUUUUAUGUGGAAAAUGUGUUUUCCAAUGUGACAUUCGACCAACUGGAAGAAAGGAGGGGUCUUCAUCACCUGGCCAAUUCUUUCCUUGGUCUGAAGAUAGAACUCAAGCACUGUCAUUCCACCAUGAGAUGUAAUUGUGGAAAAGAAUCACACCAAGUUAUGAAAGACUUCAAGGAUGAUUAUUAUAAGUUAGAUACUAAAGCUGCUGCCUUGAAAGCUGUUGGAGAUCUGAACAUCCUUUUUCACUGGAUGGAAAAGAAAUGA